This is a messenger RNA of Homalodisca vitripennis (glassy-winged sharpshooter), 1587 nucleotides long. It is a transcript of the gene mol, whose product is annotated as dual oxidase maturation factor 2. Bases 178 to 1443 code for a protein of 421 amino acids. Lineage: Eukaryota; Metazoa; Arthropoda; Insecta; Hemiptera; Cicadellidae. Gene Ontology annotation, cellular component: endoplasmic reticulum membrane. Gene Ontology annotation, biological process: protein transport. The record is from RefSeq and is a predicted model, not a curated record. The transcript is spliced from 10 exons.
GUGCCUGGUAGCCGGGAGACACACAGUGCCGUGUCGCUGUGUUGUGUCGUACCGUGUCGCGUGUCGCGUGUGUCGUGUGUCGUGUGUUACAGUGACUGAGACACCUACCCACCCACCCCUCUGAUAAGGGAACAUGUUAAGGGAUAAGCCCUCAUACCGCAGAGGGUUACUAACAGAAUGACGGGCUGGCUGAGGGCCGAUGGAGGACCCACACUGUAUAACUACCCCAACCGGACCCCGGUCACAGGGGAUAUACAAGCUAUCAUCGUUUACCUCAUCUUCGCCACUCUCUUCAUCGCUUUCCUGCUCAUCUUCCCUGGCAUCAGGAAGGAGAGGUUCACAACUUUCGUCACGGUCACUCUCAGCCUGUUCGUGGGAAAUGCCAUUAUGGUGACUCGACUAGAGAGCGGGUGGCACGUGGCGAAGACCGAGAUAGUCAGCACUUACCGAGCAUUCUCACGAGAACUGAUUCACGCUGAGUUGGGAGCCUUCAUUGGACUUGGACACGUCAACAUUACCCUGAAAGCGCUGUCGCAAGAGAACAACAGUGAAGACAUAGACUUCAACGAGCGGUUCUCCUGGUUGGGCUCCACGGAGAUGGGCGAGAGCUACCGGGAGGCGCUGGUGAGAGGGGUGCCUUUCCCGAUCAUGAAGGUGGCCGAGUACUUCAGCCUGGGAGAGGAGGGCUUCACGUGGGGUGGCCAAUACCGAGCCGCGGGAUACUACGGCAGCAUCUUCCUUUGGGCUGCCUUCGCCUCCUGGCUGCUGAUGAACCUGCUGCUGGUCGUCGUGCCUCGCUACGGCGCCUACAUGAUGACGCUGACCGGCGCGCUCAUGUUGGGAGCCGCCCUCGCUUACCACUGUCUCCUGCCCUCCACUCCGCUCAGGGUCCGCUUCGAAAACGAGCAAGAACUAGUUUUCCGCCUCGGCUGGUGUUUCUACCUGGUCAUACUAGCUGGCGCGCUGUGUCUGGUGGUGGGGCUCUGCAUCGUGGCCGUGGACCUUGCGUACCCCCACCGCUUCUCCACCGUGCUGGAGGUGGACUACGACACCCCCUACGACCGCCACGUCAUUAUCGAGGAGAGCCACACCAAGACCAAAAACUGGAAGAAGAGAUUAGAGGAGCCGCCUGGUCUCGGUAGGAGGAUACUCAGACGUCUCUCCUCCAAGAAGGAGGAUAGCGACAGGAGUAUCCGAGGUCUGGAGAACCGAGGUUUUGAGAUGGAUCCACCCAAGUCGCCCUGGCGCUACCCUCUUCACAGGCCUGCACUCCAGUCGGCGUUCAAGCGAAGUCUGUCGCAAGAGUCUGCUAGCAGCGGGUCCAGCCUCGCUGUCAGCUUCCUCAACAACGGUGACCAUGCCCCUGUCGUCCACACCGACCCGUCCUUCAGGAGACCCCUCUCGGAGCACAAGCCUCCAGCGAGAGAAGCCUCCAUGUGGUGACGACCGACUCCUGUCCAACGUCCGUCCAACGACCAGUCAACUUCGACCCAACGACAUACUGCGGCCAUUCCUCUCACAUGUGACUCUUAGGUUAAGUUAUCGUGUUGUCUCUCAUGCUAUAACCUUUGUUUACUCAUUAUUUUG